Molecule: messenger RNA, 756 nt
Organism: Cokeromyces recurvatus
Lineage: Eukaryota; Fungi; Mucoromycota; Mucoromycetes; Mucorales; Mucoraceae
Exons: 2
Coding region: 1-756 (251 amino acids)
Source: RefSeq, a predicted model, not a curated record
AUGCAAGUAGCUGCUAACUAUGCUAAAAAACGAUUCUUGGGUCCAGUCACUGACAAGAUCCAUAAAAAUCAAGUGUCUUUUGAAACAGACCCUCAGGUCCUAGCUGUCUCUCAACAAAUUGCUGACCAACAACAACGCCACUGGUAUAAUAAAAAAGUAAAAGCUACACCUGAUCUCAUCUUGAGCAAAGAAGAACGUAAAAUAUUGAAUAAAGUUAAGAAACGAGCUUGGUACCUUGAUAAAGGCUUUCAUUGUUGUUGUUUUAAUAUCGGAUUGGAUGGUAUUGUAGGUCUAAUACCAGGUAUUGGUGACGCCUUGACAGCCGCUAUAGCAAUGCAACUGAUAAAGACAGCUUCUAAUGCUAAUUUACCAAAAUGGCUUAUUGCCAAGAUGAUGGGGAAUGUGAUGCUUGAUUUUCUUGUUGGAUUAACACCAGUAGCUGGUGACUUGCUAGACAUUCUCUUUAAAUGUAAUUGGCGUAAUGCUUUACUUUUAGAAGAAUAUUUAAUACAGCGAAGAAUGGAAGAAAUUAGAAGCGAAAAGGGGAAUAAUGAUGUUGUACUUAAUGAUGAUCAUACUGUGACAAUAACAACGACUGAACCGUCAUCUUCAGCACAGCAACAACAACAAUCUAUUACAUCACCAAAACCAGCUGCAAUUGUUAGUCAUCACCACUCUAAUAAUGGGAAUAAGCCUCCUACUCUUGAUGAUGAAACAACAACAAAGGACAAGCAUAAAUAUGGUACUUUCUUUUGA